Pyricularia pennisetigena is the source of this 1530-nucleotide messenger RNA. RefSeq lists its product as uncharacterized. The transcript has 3 exons. The record is from RefSeq and is a predicted model, not a curated record. Gene Ontology annotation, biological process: carbohydrate metabolic process. Bases 1 to 1530 code for a protein of 509 amino acids. NCBI's taxonomy places the organism in Eukaryota, Fungi, Ascomycota, Sordariomycetes, Magnaporthales, Pyriculariaceae. Gene Ontology annotation, molecular function: beta-glucosidase activity.
AUGGGUUGUUCUUUUAGUUCCCCCAGCUCCAAGUCCAGCUCUGCUCACCCUGCUCCCAAACCGGAGUCCAAGAGCAGGAGCACAACCAACAUCGACAACAUGUCUCUUCCCAAGGAUUUCCUUUGGGGCUUCGCGACAGCGUCAUACCAGAUAGAGGGUGCUAUCGAGAAGGAUGGUCGUGGGCCGUCCAUUUGGGACACAUUUACUGCAAUUCCGGGCAAGAUCGCAGACGGCAGCUCGGGCGUGACGGCAUGCGACUCAUACAACAGGACCAAGGAGGACAUUGACCUGCUCAAGUCUGUUGGUGCCCAAUCGUACCGGUUCUCAAUCUCGUGGUCGAGAAUUAUCCCCAUUGGUGGCCGUAAUGACCCCAUCAACCAGAAGGGCAUAGACCACUACGUCAAGUUCGUCGACGACCUGCUCGAGGCCGGAAUCACGCCCCUCAUCACCCUCUUCCACUGGGAUCUGCCGGAUGGAUUGGACAAGCGGUACGGUGGGCUGCUGAACAGGGAAGAGUUCCCCUUGGACUUUGAACACUAUGCACGCACCAUGUUCAAGGCCAUUCCCAAGUGCAAACACUGGAUCACCUUCAACGAGCCAUGGUGCUCGUCCAUCCUCGCCUACAGUGUUGGCCAGUUUGCGCCAGGCCGCUGCUCCGACCGCAGCAAGUCCCCCGUCGGCGACAGCUCUCGGGAGCCCUGGAUUGUAGGCCACAACCUUCUGGUGGCCCAUGGUCGUGCUGUCAAGGUGUACCGGGAAGAGUUUAAGCCGCAGGACAAGGGUGAGAUUGGUAUCACGCUGAACGGUGAUGCCACUUUCCCCUGGGAUCCCGAAGACCCCAGGGACGUCGACGCAGCCAACCGCAAGAUCGAGUUCGCCAUCUCGUGGUUUGCCGACCCCAUCUACUUUGGCGAGUACCCAGUCUCGAUGCGCAAGCAGCUGGGCGACCGUCUGCCCACCUUCACGGACGAGGAGAAGGCUUUGGUCAAGGGCUCAAACGACUUUUAUGGCAUGAACUGCUAUACGGCCAACUACAUCAGGCACAAGGAAGGGGAGCCGUCCGAGGACGAUUACCUUGGAAACCUUGAGCAGCUGUUCUACAACAAGGCUGGCGAAUGCAUCGGCCCGGAGACACAGUCGCCAUGGCUUCGGCCAAACGCACAAGGUUUCCGAGAGCUGCUCGUCUGGCUCAGCAAGCGAUACAAUUACCCCAAGAUCUUGGUUACGGAGAAUGGCACAUCGGUCAAGGGCGAGAACGAUAUGCCGCUUGAACAGAUUCUCGAGGAUGACUUCCGGGUUCAGUACUACAACGAUUAUGUAAAGGCCUUGGCCAAGGCUUAUACCGAGGACGGCGUAAAUGUCCGGGGUUACUCAGCUUGGUCGUUGAUGGACAACUUUGAGUGGGCCGAGGGCUACGAGACCAGGUUUGGCGUCACCUUUGUCGAUUACGAGAACGGCCAAAAACGUUACCCCAAGAAGAGUGCCAAGGCAAUGAAGCCGCUGUUUGACAGCCUCAUCGAAAAAGACUAG